Messenger RNA from Dryobates pubescens (Downy woodpecker), 1216 nucleotides. RefSeq names its product interleukin-4 receptor subunit alpha. Lineage: Eukaryota; Metazoa; Chordata; Aves; Piciformes; Picidae. Gene Ontology annotation, cellular component: membrane; external side of plasma membrane. The transcript has 6 exons. Gene Ontology annotation, molecular function: cytokine receptor activity; protein binding. Bases 200 to 895 code for a protein of 231 amino acids. Gene Ontology annotation, biological process: production of molecular mediator involved in inflammatory response; cytokine-mediated signaling pathway. The record is from RefSeq and is a predicted model, not a curated record.
GUACCUCCGGAGGGUUGCCUUUUUCCGCACAGCAGAAGGACGGUAUCUUUUUCCUGAACUGUGGCUGGAGCCGGCUUCAAACCACUGAUGUUCUGCGGCUGCCUACCGCUCCCCUCCAGUACUAGAAAGGAGCUCCUAAUCCCGAGCCCGGCGCGGCCCGAAUUUCAGCACAAGUUCCUGAACCUGGCCAGUGUCAGCGAUGGCAAGGUGCCCACAUGUUGCACCACAUACCCUCUGGAUCCUGUUCUUUUCAUGUGCAACAAAUGAAGUUACGGCUGCAGCACACGUGGAGGAAUUUGCCUGCUUCACUGACUAUGACAAAGAGCUGGUUUGUCACUGGAAGGUGCCUGCGCAAACGGAUUGCUCCAAAGAGUUCCUUCUCUACUACAGGAACAAAUCUCAUCCUCUGCUAGACAGUGUGUGUGUUCCUGAGAAUGGGAAGGACAGGCAGUGCACCUGCACAAUCCAUGCCAAGUUUUUUGUGUCAAGCCUGACAUACAUUCUAGCCUUGCAGUUCAAUGGGACUGUCAUGUGGAAUUACAAUGUUACACCAGCCCUGGUUGUUAAGCCAAGGGCCCCCAAAAAUCUUGCCAUUGAGAAAGCCGAAAAUGGUAAUUUCAAUCUGAGCUGGGAAGAGAGCUACUCUCCUUCAUCCAUGCUCUCUGGACAGAUAGUCAUUUAUGAAGUGAAAUACUGGAGGAAACGGCACCCAACAGAGGUUUCUGUACAAGCAAUUAACUACCAGGCUAAAAGCUUUGAAAUUGUGGCAAGCUCCCUGCAGAGCGGAUAUGAUUAUGUUGCAAGUGUGAGGUGUAAGUACCCCAACUAUCCAGCCUACUGGAGUGAAUGGAGCGAAGAAGUUGAGUUUCACUGUGGUAAGUAUUGUAACAAAUAGUAGCUUGAUAAAAGGAUGGUGUAGGUUUAUAAUCCAUAUCAUGCUCUCCUCUCAGAGGAGAGUUAUGGAAUCACCAUCUUCAUCCCUCCAAACAUGUUGUGCAUACAUCUGCAAAGGCUUGCAUAGAGACUAAACAGAACAAGGUAGCUCCUGGGGAAACUAAGAAAAGACCAAAGGAAGUUGGACCAAAGGAAGCCUUGUGUAAAAAGGGCUGUAAGGGGAUGUGUUUAAUGUACAGAAAUUUCACGAGGCAGACCCCAGGGAAGGAGAAGAGACAUUUAAAGAACAGUAUUGACAUGAGAGGAAGCGACUGUAAAUGAA